AUGCGUUCAUUUGUGAUAAUUUUUUCAUUGGCCGUAAUUGGUCAUACGGCUGUUUAUGGCCAACAACAUCAACAAAUUGAUCCAGCUUAUUUGCGUCAGUACUACCAACAGCUGCAACAACAAACUGGUGCAGCUCAAUCGGGUGAUGCUACACCCAUCUACGAACAGAAUUCGGAACAGACACAACAACAAUAUGUAUCACCUGGUCAACAAUUGCGUGUCAAGGAUAAUGUACAGGAACAAAUUCGUGCUUCUCAACAACAGCAACAGCAAGGUUAUGUUGCUCCUGUUGUGCGCGAAUAUUUGCAACAUCAGCCUCAACAGAUUCAAUAUCAACCCCAGCAACAGGUAACUUAUCGUCAACCUCAAGCUGCUGCUCCAGCACCCAGAAGACCACAGCCUCAACAAGUGGCUCAGCAAUAUCAGGCACCCAGACCCAAAAGCAAACAACAAUUGGAACAAGAGGAAGAGGAAUACGAUGAUCAAAACUCCUCCUAUCAAUUUGGUUUCGAUGUAAAAGAUGACGAAUUCACCAACUAUCAAAACCGUAAAGAAGUCCGUGAUGGCUCUGUAAUUAAGGGCAGUUACUCGGUUGUCGAUUCGGAUGGUUUCUUACGUACCGUCAAAUAUACCGCUGAUCCCAAAGAAGGUUUCAAGGCUGAAGUCAUUAGAGAGCCCACUGAUAUUGUAGUCAAGAUACCCACACCUCAACCUCAACAUCAUCAACAACAACAACAGCAACAACAACAACAUCUGCUGCGUCCUCAUCAUGCACCAGUUAAAGCCCAAGAAUACAAUUUGAAACAACAAUAUCCCCAUCAACAAUACCAACAUUAGGGAGGAGCAACAUUUCUUUUUUUUUUUGUUAAAACAAAAACAAAUAACUAUGAUCUAAGGAACAUUUCAUUUCUAAGAAGUUCCUAUAACAAAAAAACGAUACAUAAAACAAAUUUCAUUAUUUAUUAGACGUUAAAAGGACGACUCUAUCUAUAACCAAUUUAGAAACGAAAGCAAACAUCAAAUCAUUUGACCAUAAUGUUAUUCCUUUUAUAUAUGUAUAUGUACAAUAAAUACAAAUAAAUAAAAUCACAUAAAAAAAAA
Messenger RNA from Calliphora vicina (urban bluebottle blowfly), 1101 nucleotides. RefSeq names its product Cuticular protein 66D (gene Cpr66D). The record is from RefSeq and is a predicted model, not a curated record. Lineage: Eukaryota; Metazoa; Arthropoda; Insecta; Diptera; Calliphoridae. Gene Ontology annotation, cellular component: extracellular matrix. The transcript has 4 exons. The coding region runs from base 1 to 837 and encodes 278 amino acids.